AAGCUCCAAACGGCCCCAAAGCUUAUGCGGAGUAGAUUAGAGUAAAGUACAUUUAGCCCCCCUAAACUAUGAAUUAUUUCCCAACAUAUCGCCGCCGUCUGGACACAGAAUAGAGCAACCCCCUAACCCUCAAUUCCUCCGUCGCGACCAGACUAUCGCAUUUUCUCAUCGCUAAUUUUUCCUCUCUCUAUGAAAUUAUCGCCAUAACACAGGCCUCAUUCGUCUGAUCGAUUCAUCUCAAGUUGUGGUGGUGGUGAAGAAAGAGAUAUGGCUAGGGAUGAGGAUUUGUCGCGGUCGCGGCCGUACAGGCGGAGGUAUUCGCCAUCGCCAUCGCCGUCGCCUGUGAAGCACAGCAGGUAUAGCAGGAGAAGCCGGAGGGAUAGAAGCCGAUCUCCGUAUUCUUAUACCAGGCAAAGAAGUCGUUCAAUUUCCCCUCGACGCCGCAGAAGUCCAUCUCCAACUCCAAGACGGCACAAGACUCGGUCUCCAACACCAAGACAUUAUAGGAGACACAGAAGUAUUAGUACUUCAUUAUCUCCUAUAACUAAAUUGCGCAGUCCAAGUACUGGGUCAAAAGAGCACAAAAAUGCUGGUGUAAAAGUGAGAAAAGAAGAUGAAGAAGAGAAGAAAAGGCGUCAACAAGAGGCGGAAAUGAAACUGAUAGAAGAAGAAACUGCAAAAAGAGUGGAAGAAGCAAUACGGAAGAAAGUUGAAGAGAGCUUGGACUCUGAGGAAACUAAGCUCGAAGUACGGAGGCAAUUGGAGGAAGGUAGAAAUAAACUUCUUGAUGAGGUUGCGGCUCAACUUGAAAAAGAGAAGGAAGCUGCUCUCAUUGAGUCAAAGCAAAAAGAGGAACAAGCUCGAAAGCAGAAAGAAGAGCUGGAAAGGAUGCUUGAAGAGAACAGGAGGAAGGUGGAAGAAGCUCAGAGAAGGGAAGCUUUAGAGCAGCAGCGAAGGGAGGAGGAACGUUAUCGAGAACUGGAGGAGCUUCAAAGACAAAAAGAAGAGGCAAUGCGAAGGAAGAAGCAGCAAGAGGAAGAAGAACGUGCAAACCAGCUCAAGUUGUUGGGCAAGAACAAAACCAGGCCGAAAGUGUCGUUUGCAAUUGGCUUCAAAUGACUAAUGAACAGUGUCCUUUAUGCAUGUGAUCAAUGAACGGCGAUCUAUACGUACUUAUUGUUUGCUGUUUAUGUUUGUCUUUUGAUUUUCUAAGUUCGAAUAUGUUAUCUUAUGCUUUAUCUUUAUAAGAAAAUAAGCUACUUGACUUUAGCUUGUAAUUAACUUGUUUAAAGCUUGUAUGAGAUCAACUUGACCGAUACGGAAACCAAGUUUGCACAUGCAUAAGCUAAUAUUCAAGACAAGUUAGAACAACU
Molecule: messenger RNA, 1373 nt
Organism: Rhododendron vialii
Lineage: Eukaryota; Viridiplantae; Streptophyta; Magnoliopsida; Ericales; Ericaceae
Exons: 5
Coding region: 268-1119 (283 amino acids)
Cellular component (GO): mitochondrion; nucleoplasm
Molecular function (GO): cadherin binding
Source: RefSeq, a predicted model, not a curated record